AGAAAAAGCGUGUCCCCCAAUGACCUCACAUCCUGUUGUCCACUUCCUCGUCAGUGGUUGUGAAUGGUGAGUGGUUGGAGCGGAGCGGGUCUCGCAUGGUCUGCAAGCCGCGUGGAAUAUCAUACUGCACAUCAAUAUUGGGCCCGUGUUGGAUCAUGUUGAUAGAUAUCUGACGGGCGCGGGAAACCAUCAUUCUUGCAAUGCACUGUUUUGCAUGUUCAGGGAAAUAAUUGCCGUGGUUUCUCUGUUGGAAUGGUGACGUCGGAGGUGAAGCUCAUCAACCAGGGCCAGGAGGAUGAGAUGGAGGUGUGGGCGUACCGGCCGUGUGUGUGGAAGAGGGUCCUGGUGGGGUUCGGGGCGGCGGCUUCGGGGGGGCUCCUCCUGCUGCUGCUGUACUGGCUGCCUGAGUGGAGGGUGAAGGCCACCUGCAACGCCUCCCCCCUCAGAGACGCCCGCACCCUGCUGCUGCGGGCCACGGAUGAGUUCAGGCAGUGGUUCCGGGUCACAGUGCACGUGAUGCUGGCCCCGGGGAAGAGGCCCUUUGACGCGGUGCCUCCGUGCGCCGGGGACGGGCUCUCUAACGGAGAAGGGGCCCCUAGCCUGUCCACUGAGCACGGGGACUGCUGCGGGAAGUUCCCCCACAACCAGCUUGUACCGGUCCAUUUCUUCAGUCACCACAGUACCAAGUAUUACUGGAGUGAUGACAUACAGAACUUUGAAACGUACAAAGGUUUGGAGGAUAUGAAAGUGAGCUGUGCUGGUAUUCACUCUGAACUCAGCUCAGGUCCCAGUAAGCACUUGCAGGCCUAUAGGAGGUUGUUUUUUGAGGAGAAUGAAAUUGCCGUCAGAGUUCCGUCUUUAUUUGAACUUCUCAUCAAGGAGGUGUUGAAUCCGUUCUACAUCUUCCAGCUCUUCAGUGUGAUUCUGUGGAGCUUUGAUUCUUAUUACUACUACGCUUCGGCCAUAGUCUUCAUGUCUGUGAUAUCCAUAGCCACCUCACUGUAUACUAUCAAGAAGCAAUACGUCAUGCUUCACAACAUGGUGGCGGCCCACAGUGUGGUCCGUGUGACCGUCUGCAGAGGGGAUAAAGAAUUGGAGGAGGCCAUGUCCACAGAGCUGGUCCCUGGUGAUGUCAUCGUCAUCCCAGCCAAUGGGAUGAUCAUGCCUUGCGAUGCUGUGCUAGUGUCAGGAACCAGCAUAGUCAACGAGAGCAUGCUGACAGGUGAGAGUGUGCCCGUCACCAAGACGGCCCUUCCCAGCUCCGGGUCGGAGGGGGCCUCCACCUACAGCACAGAGGAGCACAAGAGAUACACCCUGUUCUGUGGCACCCAGGUCAUACAGAGCCGCUUCUACACCGGCCAGCUGGUCAAGGCUGUGGUGGUCACCACCGGCUUCAACACAGAGAAGGGCCAGCUGGUGCGCUCCAUCCUGUACCCCAAGCCCACGGACUUCAAGCUGUACCGCGACGCCUACCUCUUCCUGCUGUGCCUGGUGGGCGUGGCCAUGAUCGGGUUCAUCUACACCAUCGUGCUCAGCAUCAUCAACCAGGUUCCCGCCAAAACCAUCAUCAUCGAGUCCCUGGACAUCAUCACCAUCACGGUCCCCCCCGCCCUGCCCGCCGCCAUGACAGCGGGCGUGGUCUACGCCCAGCGGCGCCUGAAGCGCCUCGGCAUCUUCUGCAUCAGCCCCCAGAGGAUCAACAUGUGUGGACAGCUCAACCUGGUCUGCUUCGACAAGACGGGGACGCUGACGGAGGACGGCCUGGACCUGUGGGGCGUUCAGAGAGCGGAGCACGGCAGGUUUUCCCCGGCCGAGUUCGACCCGUCGAAGGAGAGCUUGGUGUUCACGCCCUUCGUGGUGUGCAUGGCGUCCUGCCACUCGCUGACCAACAUCAACGGAGAGCUGUCCGGAGACCCCCUGGACCUCAAGAUGUUCAGCGUCACCGGAUGGACCCUAGAGGAGCCCACGGAGGAGGAGACGGCGCUCCAUAACCCCAUCAUGCCCACGGUGGUCCGACCCCCCAAGCACCUGGUGUCUGAGGCCCAGCAGAACUUCACCCUCUCUGAGACCAUGGAGCUGUCUGAACUUUCGCGCUACGAGGUGGGCAUCGUGCGUCAGUUCCCCUUCUCGUCGGCGCUGCAGAGGAUGAGCGUGGUGGUGCGGCGGCUGGGCGAGAAACACAUGGACUCCUACCUGAAGGGGGCGCCAGAGGUGGUGGCCAAGCUCUGCACGGAGGACUCAGUUCCGGAGAGCUUCGGGGAGACUCUGGAGGCCUACACCAGGAAGGGCUUCAGGGUCAUCGCCCUGGCCCACCGCCAGCUGGAGCCCAAGCUCUCCUGGCACAGGGUGCAGAACCUCAACAGGGACCAGAUAGAGACCAACAUGGACUUCCUGGGGCUGAUCAUCAUGCAGAACAAGCUGAAGUCUGAGUCUGCUGGAGUCCUGCAGGACUUACAGAGAGCUGAUAUCCGCACGUUGAUGGUCACAGGGGACAACAUGCUGACGGCUAUAUCAGUGGCCCGCGACUGUGGGAUGAUCCGUCCCCGGGACAGGGUCAUCAUCGCCGAGGCAACGCCCCCUAAAGAUGUCCAACCAGCCAGCAUCAUGUGGUGCUACACAGAGAACCCAGACCCCGGCACCAGCAAGGACCACCAGCUAGGACCAAGCAAGACCAAGCUCCCUCCACAGGACUCCAGGCUGGAGGAGGGGCUGGGCGGCGGGCUGCUGGACGGAGACGCCCAGGACUUCCACUUUGCCGUGAGCGGCAGAGCCUUCGCCAUCAUCACCGAACACUUCCCCGAGAUAGUGCCCAAGCUUGUGCUGAGAGCGACAGUGUUCGCCCGCAUGGCUCCCGACCAGAAGACCCACCUGGUGGAGGUCCUUCAGAGUGUGGACUACAUCGUUGGAAUGUGUGGCGAUGGGGCUAAUGACUGUGGGGCGUUGAAGAGGGCUCACAGUGGGAUCUCUCUGUCUGAGUUGGAGGCUUCAGUGGCCUCUCCCUUCACCUCCACCACCCCCAACAUCUCCUGUGUCCCAAACCUCAUCAGGGAGGGCCGUGCUGCUCUCAUCACGUCCUUCUGCGUCUUCAAGUUCAUGGCCCUGUACAGCAUCAUCCAGUACGUCAGCGUCACCCUGCUGUACUCGAUCCUCAGCAACCUGGGAGACUUCCAGUUCCUGUUCAUCGACAUCGCCAUCAUCCUGCUCAUCGUCUUCACUAUGAGCCUGAACCCGGCCUGGAGGGAGCUGGUGUCUCAGCGCCCCCCCUGUGGGCUGAUCUCGGGCCCGCUGCUCUUCUCGGUCCUCACCCAGAUCCUCACCUGCCUGGCCUUCCAGGUCCUGGCCUUCCUGCUGGUCCGGCAGCAGGCCUGGUACCACGUCUGGACCCCCCUCUCCAAUGCCUGUAACGUCUCGGCGGGCCCCGGGGGUCCGUCUCACGGGGCCAACGUGACCACGGGGCCCCACGACCACAAGAACAUCCGUAACUACGAGAACACCACGCUGUUCUACGUGUCCACCUUCCAGUACCUGGCCGUGGCCAUCGUCUUCUCCAAGGGGAAGCCCUUCAGGCUGCCCAGCUACAGGAACUGGCAAUUCAUGCUGGCCUGCAUCAGCCUGUACAUCUUCCUCUUCCUCAUCCUGCUGCACCCUCUGCCUGCCAUUGACAGCUUCCUUGAGAUCGUGUGCGUUCCUCAGGACUGGCGCGUGACGCUGGCCAUGAUUAUCAUAGCGCACGCAGCCGUGUCCUUCGUCCUGGAGACCUUAGUGCUGGACAUCCUCCUGUGGAGGCUGGUGUUCAGCCGGGACGCACAGGAAGUCAGUCAGGCCACCCGCUCUCCCCCCAGAGCGCCCCCACAGUUGGCCAACGACCGCUGGGCCUCUGCCUUCCUAUCCUGGCUCUUCUGCCGCAGACACAGGCCUCCCAAGGCCUGCUACAAGCAACUGUCGCUGGAGCUGCGGGACGAUCCAACAUGGCCGCCGACGCCUUCCGCCGUCACCUUCGCUAACCCCUCCCAACCGGACCUCUCGGAUCGCAUGUGACCCCAUUCGCUGGUGACUCAUGGAUAACACCCCUCCAUAAUUUGAACCAUGUGUCUCCCCUUUUUGUAGAUUUAUAUCCAGUGUCAAACCAAUGUUUACCCUCGCUGGCUAAUUGACCAACCACAGACUAUAGCCUAGUGCCUUCACAUCAAAAGCCAAGCCAAUUUCCUACUCACGCAACCUCAAACUUUAUCACGCGAGUGCUUCAGCAUCUACGAUUUGCGCCAAAGUUCAAAUAUUCCAACCGAAGUGAACACGUGAAUGAGGCAGAAUGCGUUGUUCGCCCGAGUAGAAUUGUCCUGAAGCGGAAAAAAUAUUCACGUCUCUGCAUUGACUUUGUAUGAAUAUGCGCCGUGACAAAAAUUCCUUGGCUUUUAGUGUGAACAAACCUUAAUCCAAUACUUGAAUGAAGACCCUGAAUGUGACUAUGCAGUGGACUCUGGUUUACUCUUUAAUUUUGCUAGCAAGCAAGGCCGCACCAGCAUCCAGACAGAACCGUCCAUGUGGUUCAAAAGUCCAGUACGAGAACAUUUCUGUGUGUGUGUGGUAGGAGUGUGUGUGCGUUUGUGUGUUUGUGAGUUAAAUAUACGUCUAUUAAUGUGAACAAACAUGUUGAACUGAAACUACUGACCCUUGGAUUAGCGUUUUUUUCUGAAUGACUUAGUAGUGUGCCGCAGGAUAAAGUCUGAGCACACUGCGCUACGCAGAAUGAAUGCACAGCCAGAAUACAUUUCAAAAUCAUUUGCAACAAAAUACUUUAUUUUAUGUGGCCUUUGGAACAAAGGCCUUGCUCUUAAUCUGUGAAUAACCAUAAUUUCUAAGACUUUUGGAGAGUUACAGGUAGCAUCUCACCGGGCUUGUUCACACUACCUCCGUCCGUCGACCGAUCUCAUUGAUUUUGCAUGGGGCACUGCACGCGUUUCCUAGAUCCAUUUUGCAAUAACGAGCAGGAAGAAGCAGGAAAAAUCUGUCCGUUAAAUUUUUUUAAAGAAAUGUGGAAUGAUAGGAUUGUUUUUAUUCACCUGUUGUUUGUGUCAUCUUUUGUAUUUAUAUCCACACAUCGUCUUUGUA
Molecule: messenger RNA, 5109 nt
Organism: Gadus morhua (Atlantic cod)
Lineage: Eukaryota; Metazoa; Chordata; Actinopteri; Gadiformes; Gadidae
Product: probable cation-transporting ATPase 13A3
Exons: 33
Coding region: 253-4038 (1261 amino acids)
Biological process (GO): polyamine transmembrane transport; intracellular calcium ion homeostasis
Cellular component (GO): late endosome membrane
Molecular function (GO): P-type ion transporter activity; polyamine transmembrane transporter activity; ATP hydrolysis activity
Source: RefSeq, a predicted model, not a curated record